Messenger RNA from Rhizophagus irregularis DAOM 181602=DAOM 197198, 702 nucleotides. Lineage: Eukaryota; Fungi; Glomeromycota; Glomeromycetes; Glomerales; Glomeraceae. The record is from RefSeq and is a predicted model, not a curated record.
AUGCAAGACGUUUUACCCUCAAACGGUGAACGCGGUCGUGAGCGUGGCCAUUCUCGCUCGCGAGCCCCACGUUCACGUUCGCCACGUCUCCGAUCUUAUUCUCGCAGCAAAUCACGCAGUCGUAGCCCGCGAAAAUCGCGUUCUUCUCGCCGUCAUAAGCGUCGCUCGUACUCUAAAACUUCUUCAAGUAAAAGUCGUUCGAGAAGUAGAGAGAGAAGAAGAAGCCAUGUUCUAGGAGUUUUCAACCUUAGUCUUAGGACUACAGAAAAAGAUUUACAAAAUAUAUUUGAACGCUAUGGAAGAGUUAAUAAUGUUACUAUUGUUUAUGAUCAUCGGAGUGAUCGUUCUCGUGGAUUUGGUUUUGUUUAUAUGAAUUCAGUUGAAGAGGCAACCAUAGCCAAGGACAAAACAAAUGGCAUGGAAGUCAAUGGUAGAAAUAUGCGUGUCGAUUAUUCGUUAACUCAAAGACCGCAUACACCUACUCCUGGAGAAUAUAUGGGAGAUAGACCACGAUACCGUAAUUCCUAUUCUUAUCGCCGUACACCCUCAUUCUCGCCACCACCACGUUAUAGAAGAAGAAGUCCUACGCGUUCUAGAAGCCGUAGUUGGUCAAAAGAUAGAAGAAAAUCUCGAAGUCGCAGUUAUUCAAGAAGAAGAAAAUCGCAUAGUCGUUCCAGAAGAUCUCGAAGUUAUUCUCGUUGA